AUGCCCCCCGAGGAGGAAAAGAUGCAGUUGGCCAAAGCGCAACGAACGAAAAACCUCCUCUUAUACCUCUACUGUUUCCUCACCACCUCCCUCGUCGGUGGCACCAUCUACGGCUACCCGGCGUUGCGAAGACAACUCAUCCAUUUAGGCAGCACCAUUCCCGAGAAAAAGCUCGGCGCCGCCUACACCGCCGGCGCCUGGUCCGUCCAAGGCGGCAGACUCGUCUUUGGCAUUUUACGAGACAGAUUCGGGACUCGCUUAAUCGCGCAAGUUUCCUUCUCGUGCGUGAUUUGCGGCGCGUUCGGCAUCGCGUUUCAAUCCGUCUCGAACGAGAUUGCGUUGGGGGUCAACCUGUUCUUGCUUGGACUCGGGUCGGGCGCGCAGUUGUGCGUGCAACCGGUGGCGCAACUGUUUCCGAAAAAUAGCGCGUUGUUCAUGUCUGGAUUGAGCGGCGCGUUUCAAGUGAGUGGGGUGGUGUACGCGGUAUUGGUUGGGAUUGCGAAAAAAACGAGCGAGGAAGGGGAGUUGACGGUGGCGUACGGCGGCGUCUUCGCCGGAGCGGUCGGGUUGAUGCUCGCGUUGGCGUUUUGGACGUUGCCUAAAUCGGCGAGUUUUAUUCACGAGAAGGAUUUGAAAGCGGCGGAGAGUGCGGAGGAUGUGGUAGACCCGAUCGAUGGGACGUUUACGGUGCAUUUAAGUGGGAAAGAGCAAAUGUGGACGAAGGAGUACGUCGGAUUGGUGUUAUGGUUUACGGUCCUCGUGACGCCGUUUCAAUAUUACGUCGGGAGCAUCGGGUGGCAUUUAGAAAGAUUAGGAGACGACGACGGGACCAUGACGAACGCGUUUGCAAUGGUGUACGGAUUAGCGGCUUUUUUGGCGCCUGUUGGAGGGAUGGUGGCGGAUACGUUUGGAUUAGGGGUGACCAUGGCGUUCGCGUCGAUUGCAGUCGGUUCAAGUUUUUUCGUGUUAGAGUUGGGAGGCGCGAGCAUAGCGUUAGAAGUGCACAGCGUCGGGUUAGUGUUGUACGCGGUUGGUCGAUUGAUUGUUUUUGCGAUGUUUUUUAGUUCCAUUGGAAAGAUGUUUGGGUAUAAGUAUUACGGUUUAUUAGUCGGGUGGGGGAUGUUCGUCAGCGCGGUGUUUUCGACGUUGCAGUAUCCUUUGAUUGCCAUCGCUUUAGACGGAGAUUACGCGAUUUCGAAUUACGCGUGCGGCGUCGGGUGCUUGUCGGCGGUUUCGUAUUGCGCGGCGAUGUACAGGUGGGAGAAAGAAGGGUCGACCGCGUUCGAUCGAUUGAAGCACAAGAAAGUUCUCGUUUAA
Molecule: messenger RNA, 1317 nt
Organism: Bathycoccus prasinos
Lineage: Eukaryota; Viridiplantae; Chlorophyta; Mamiellophyceae; Mamiellales; Bathycoccaceae
Exons: 1
Coding region: 1-1317 (438 amino acids)
Source: RefSeq, a predicted model, not a curated record